AUGUUAAUAUCCGACGGCAUCAAUCACGGGAAGUUACAAUCAAUUAUAGUUGGAGAACUGAAAAAAGCUGGAUUAAAACAUCGUUUGAAAAAAAUCAUCUUAAAAAAUGUUAAAGACCAUAAAGCUGUAUUUGGAGCUCCUUUAAUGAAAGUGCCAUCAUGUAGCGUAAUAUGUUGUGGUAGUACUCUAAGCAUUCCGAUUGUUGUAAGCGAGAUGUCAUCAAUUUUGCGAACUAAUGCUCACGUUGAGGGUUUAUUUAGGAAAGCUGGCUCUCAAACACGCCAAAGAGAUAUAAAGCGGCUCUUAGAUGCUGGGGGUUGUGUUUCUGAAGGUCACCACCCAAUAGAUGUUGCAAGUGUACUGAAGCUGUACCUGCGGUGUUUGCCUGAACCUCUAAUAAGUGCUGAAGUACAAGACCUGCUGUUACGAUGUAGGGUGACAGCUGGGGAUGACAGCCUGGUAUCAAUUCUUAACACAUUACUUCUAUUGCCAGUGCUUCAUGUACACUUGUUGCAUUAUAUUAUGGAGUUGCUAAAUUUCAUAGCUUCAAAACAUAGAGACAACCUAAUGGACUCUUCCAACCUUGCCAUAGUGCUGGCUCCUAGCAUCAUGCCGUUGCCCGCAUCCGCAAAUUCUCAGAGAUUAGAACACCAUGUAGCUAUUGUUAAGAUAUUUAUAGAGAACUCAAGACGUAUAGGCUUAUUGACAGAUGAACUAAUUAAUCAACUUGAUGAUGAUUCUGAUAUUCACGAGGCUAGACGAAAAAAAAGGAGAAGUGGUUCGUUGAAUCGCAUGUUAAAUGGCUUGCGAAAAAUGGUAUCUGGUAAUGUUAACACACCAGCAACUGUUAAAGAAUGUGAUAGAACACCUUUUCUAAAUAAAUCUGCUGCCAAACGAAAAUUUGAUACUUGUGAAGGACUUUCUGCUAAAAUAAAGAAAGAAAUACAAUCAGGACUUCCACAAAAGGAAUUAUCAUUUACUCCAAUGAAAAUGGGCGUCACGGACAGAAAACGUGUCCGACUUAGCAUGAUCGACAUAAGGAAUACUCCACAUCAAAGUACAGAUAUAAAUUUGCAUAAAAAUUCUGAAACAAGUACAAGUAGUGAAAAUGUGUUCACUUCCUCUGAGGAGUUAUUUAAUCCACAUGACACAAUAGAUCUUUCAGCAGAUAUGAAACAAUCUGAUAAGGAUUAUGUAAGAAUUUCUAAACUUGAAUAUGAAGAGAUUAAGAGCAGAGUAUCAGCUAUAGAGAAUAGGCUAUCAAGAGAGUUUACAGAUGUCAUUCCAAGAGUUCAACCAUUACAACAAGUACAGAAUGUUUAUGAGCAAACAUUGGAGGAUGUAGCUAUGUUAAAUUGUGCAGGCUCUGAACACCUCGCUCGACGUCUUAGUAAAGAGCUUAAAAUUAGACCUAAAGAAGAGACAAAAAUAAUCAGAUCUCCUAGUGCUAGAAAAAUCGGUUCAAUUAGACGUCGGUCAAAAGAGAACCUAACCAAAAUAGUCCGUCAUAAAUCAUGGAAUGCAUCCACAUACCAAGCGAGUCAUAUGGACAGAUUUUAUCCCUAUGUUAAUUCAAAUGAGAUAAACAAAACCAAUGAAGACAAAUAUAUUGAUAGCAAAAAUAAUUCUGAUUCUAACAUAUCAGAUGACUCUAUUCACAACGUUUCCAGUUCGAGCCAGAAGUAUCGUAUGCGCAAAAGAAUAAGUUUAGCAACAGAAUAUGGAUCAGACAGAACCACUAUAAAAUCGCGGUGCCUAUUACCGCGACGGUCGUUAAAUCUUAGUUUUAAUAAAAGUUCCGACACCACGAUCGGCAACACAAUGAGACCUGGUCAUAAAACAAAAGCCAAACACAACCAGUACAAUGAAAGCAAUAAAUUAAAUUCAUGUAAAAUUGCUCCACCAAAUUCUCAACAUAAGUGGAAAAGUGCUGCAGCAUUUUUUCUAGAGAAAACUGGUGAAUUAGAUGGUAGUACUUCUGGCCGUCCAUCUGUUAACAAGCUAAGAAAACAAAAUGCUGGUGGUGUUUUAGCAAAAGCGAAACUUUUUGAAUCAAGUUCUGAUAAAUCAUCGGAGAAGACUGAUAAAAUACAAAACACAGUGUUUGCUAGAAAACCUCGGCUUCAAAAUCAAAUUAAGUCUCAAAGAACAUUAUCUCAAAUUCAAACAACUAUUCAAACAAAAUUAGCAUUUAAUGGAAAUACAGAGCCUCAAACCAUUUACAAAAACAAUGUUAACAAAGACACUGCUUUUUUAAAGAGACACUAUAAUAGAUGUAACUUAGUGCAGUCCAAUGAAGAAUUUAAUACUCAUUUAAAAGCUACACCACCAUCAAAGAGCAUUACUUCACCACAAUCAAACACAAAGACUCCACAUGCACCAGCAUUGAGAAAACCAUUGUGCCCCUCUAGGACAUUAAGAACACCUGUAGCAUACUGUGAACAGAAAAAAAAUACCCCACUUAAAGCAGUGCAUGUAUCCCCCAAACGGCGAUCUCCACGUCACAGAAUUCAUCGAUCUCAACAGAAUGUUUAA
Leptosia nina is the source of this 2535-nucleotide messenger RNA. NCBI's taxonomy places the organism in Eukaryota, Metazoa, Arthropoda, Insecta, Lepidoptera, Pieridae. The record is from the annotation of a GenBank genome assembly.